Messenger RNA from Suillus paluster, 1803 nucleotides. RefSeq lists its product as uncharacterized. The transcript is spliced from 8 exons. The record is from RefSeq and is a predicted model, not a curated record. Bases 1 to 1803 code for a protein of 600 amino acids. Lineage: Eukaryota; Fungi; Basidiomycota; Agaricomycetes; Boletales; Suillaceae.
AUGGCAGCUGUGGUCAUUGACCAAGCUCAUGCAAUCGCCUGGCUAGUGUCCACUGCCCUUCAGCAACAUGGAAGAAAUGCCUCGGUCAUCUCACCGUUGCUGCUGUCUGCUGCGGCCGAGGUCAGAGCGACCAUGAACCAAGGCAUCGCCCCACAGUGGGCUCGGGUGCAGGAUAACGAUACUCGGAUGGAGUCCCACCCUUUCUUCCCAAAGACCGUCAGAUAUGUGGCAGGAGGCACACCCGAAUCUGCACCUCAAGUCACCCCAGCUCCAGCUCCAGCUCCAGCCCCAGCUCCAGCCCCUGCACCAAUGUCGGUCCCUCCAAUCGAAUCGCUCCCUACCGCCGGGCACCAGCACAAUCUUCUUGUGCCUGGCAUGAUGACCGGCAAGGGCAAACAGCCUGCCCGCGGGACUCGGAGAUCCCGAGAGGACAGCCCAAGCGCUGAGAUGGGCCGGAAGAAGCGCAAGGUCUCAAGGCCCUUGUCAAAAGCCUUGGUCUCCGACACCAAGGAUGAGGACGGUCAGCCAGGAGGCACCAUUGUGGUUGUAAAGCCUGGCCGGUCCGCCGAAGUCCAAGGCGUCAAGAAGACGCAUGCCGAGGACACCAUCGGUCGCACGCCGUGCAAGGGCAAAGGAAAGGAGAAGGCCAAGGAAGUUGCCGAGCCCAUUAGAGGGCGCCCACUAGCCAAGGCCGAUGCUGGGGCCAAGACUUACGAUCCACCUUGCAAGAGGUGUGUCGACGAGCCUUGCCUUGUCAUUAUCGGCAAGAAAGGGCAGGUCAUGAGGUCCUGCGCCAAAUGCAGCCUCAUGAAGGUGAAGUGCGACCGACCGAUGUCGGUCGAUUCCGACACUCCUGUGCCGAUGGCACACCCGAGGACCAGGGCUGCACCGGCCUCCAAGAAGGUUCCCCCGACGGCAACCCCAAGGUCCAAGUCCAAUGGUCCGCUCAGGAGAACCAGAGCAACCUCACGGGCACGUCCACCGACUCCCAUCUUGGAGUCUGAAGAGGAAGCUGUCAAGGGUACCGAUGUGUCCAUCACAGGUGAUGAUGACGCCGACAUGGAGCCUGCUGCCGAUGCCCGGCUGAGCCUGCAGCGGACGACAAGAUCGUCGUCGAUGAGCCUCGGGCCAUCGCAUCUGCGGAUGACUUCCCCGCCGAUCAUUGGGUGGAGCCCCACUCCGAUGACUUCGUCAUUCCGACUGGCAGCUCCUGCGGCCGGAGAUGUUUCCCUCCCUUCGGCAUCUCUCCCACCGACCAUCAGCGCCAUCCACAAAUGUGUGGUUUCCCUGGCUGCUAAGGUCGCUGCCAUGCAAGUCGCCGACCAGAAUACCCUUGCCAGGGUCGAUGCGGUGCAGCAGGACUGCGAAACCCGGAUCUCCUCGAUGCGUGCGGAGCUUUCCUCCAUGCAGUUCGAUCUCGGCACCACUGUCAGCCUCGUCAAUGGCCUGACCAGCCUGGUGGAGAAGCUUCGGGAGGCACAGACCUGUUGCCAACCCAUCCUUCCCACCACCGAUGAUGAGCAACUUCGGUGCUACCUCGGCCACCCCACAGAUGCAAGCGAUGGGCAUCAGCUCAGCAGUCCUCCCCUCAUCGCACCGCCGCUUCCACGAACGGAGCCAAUGGCAACCAUUCUGGCACUCCUACUGCCAGAUGGCCACUCGGUCAGGCUGAUCGCCCCACCCAAUGGCAUCGCCGCCACGACUCUCAAUGGCACAGCACAUCAACCGACAGACGUGCAGAUGUCACCUCCUGCGGAACCUCCCCAGUCCAAUCAGACUGGCUCACCAGUGUCUCAAGGCUGA